Molecule: messenger RNA, 1007 nt
Organism: Mytilus californianus (California mussel)
Lineage: Eukaryota; Metazoa; Mollusca; Bivalvia; Mytilida; Mytilidae
Product: epimerase family protein SDR39U1-like
Exons: 6
Coding region: 91-978 (295 amino acids)
Source: RefSeq, a predicted model, not a curated record
AAAAGCUGUGAUUACGCAACGUCUUGUUUUGACUGUUAACCGGCUAAACGACUGAAGCAGUUGUCAGCUUUGUAGAUUGAUUCACAUAGAAUGAGGGCUUUAAUAGGUGGAGGAACUGGUUUUGUAGGCCGUCAUUUAACAAAAGCUUUACAAGAAAAUGGUUAUAAAGUAACAAAAGUUUCCAGAAAGACAGGACCAGACACAAUUACCUGGAAAGAUAUAAAUAAAAACGGAAUACCAGAUGAUGUUACAGCUGUAGUGAAUUUAGCUGGAGCUAAUAUACUCAAUCCUCUCAAAAGGUGGAAUCAAGCUUAUAAAGAUGAAGUGGUCAAUAGCAGAGUAGAAACAACAAAAACCUUAGCUAAUGCAAUAGUAUCAUCUAAGAUCCCUCCUAAAGUAUUUGCUACAAUUUCUGGUGUUGCAAUAUACAAACCAAAUCCCACAUUGGAAUACACAGAGGAUAGUGAUGUAGAACCAUACGAUUUCCUGUCACAGUUAGUAGUAGACUGGGAACAGGCAGCCAAAUUACCAGAAUCUCAUAGCUGUAGACAACUUACGGUUAGAUCAGGAGUGGUACUUGGAAGAGAUGGUGGAAUGAUUCAGCAGUUGUAUUUUCCAUUUUAUUUAGGUCUUGGUGGAACCAUUGGUUUACGUGGUGACCAAUGGUUGCCAUGGAUACAUGUCUCAGAUCUAGCUGGAAUUUUCAUGCAUGCAAUAAAUAAUGAUAAUGUUCGUGGUAUACUAAAUGGAACAGCUGAAUCAGCUACAAAUGCAGACUUCACAAAAGCAUUUGCAGGUGCAUUAUGUAGGCCAGCCAUAUUUCCAACACCUGGUUUUGUUAUGAACAUUGUUUUUGGUAGUGAACGUGCUAAAGUUGUAUUAGAAGGACAAAAUGUUAAGCCUAGAAGAACAUUAGAAUCAGGAUAUGAGUAUAAAUAUUAUGAUGUAAAAUCUGCAUGUAAAAAUUGUGUUAGUUGAAGUGCGAAUAAAUUAAAAAUUGUUUUCUA